Messenger RNA from Trichomonas vaginalis G3, 264 nucleotides. RefSeq lists its product as uncharacterized. NCBI's taxonomy places the organism in Eukaryota, Parabasalia, Trichomonadida, Trichomonadidae. The transcript has a single exon. The record is from RefSeq and is a predicted model, not a curated record. The coding region runs from base 1 to 264 and encodes 87 amino acids.
AUGUCAACACCCAAGAAAAAAGAAAACGAUAAAUCUCAGUCCAAAGAUAGGCAAAGAUCGAUGAGUACAAUAAAUCUUAGCCCUGUUAAAGCGACAAGCUUACGAAAACAUGAAAUAGAUCCAGAUGUUGAUUCCGAUGAUCCAAUUGUUUGGGGAUUUUUAUUACCGUUGGUUCCGUCACCUGAUACAAACCAAGAAAUAGAUCAUCUAAAUGAACAAUACUCGCUUUCAAAUUUACUGAAAAAAUUGAAGAAGCAAACUUAA